UGUCAUCGGUCCAGCUGAGGGUAAGAGAGAGAGAGUACGGUGGAACGGGAAUAGAAGUUUGAGCAGACUAAGGAAACUUUGACGGCAGACCCGACAUUAUCCAACUUGUGAAUUAUUUGUAGGCUAAAGCCUGUGUAUUGUACCUUUUGUUAAUCGGUGAAUAAAUAGGCUGUACAAUCCUUGGCAGUGUUCUGAGACUGUACAGCUGCCAACUGCUUCUGAAGGACAACUUGUUUAUGAAAUGGACUGUGCGUAAAGAGCAAUUACAUUUUCUCUUAUUGACUUUCAAUACGUUUCACUGUGUGCGUCUUAUGUUGCUUUAAAAUUGUUGAGAAAGUGGACUGAGUCGGACUUUCGGGGAAAUUGUUACUAAACUUUGCAAAAGAAAACAUGACUGCCGAUAAGGACAAGAAAAGGAACAGUUCGGAGCGGCGUAAGGAGAGGUCUCGUGAUGCGGCACGCUGUCGUCGUAGUAAGGAGACGGAGGUGUUUUACGAGCUGGCCAAUCAGCUGCCCUCCCACAGCGUCAGCUCCCACCUGGACAAAGCCUCCAUCAUGAGACUGGCCAUCAGCUUCCUGCGCACCCGCAAGGUCAUCGGUUCAGGCUGCCCCAACAGUGCAGAGGCAGAGGAGGACAGACAGAUGGACUGUAUGUAUUUGAAGUCACUGGAGGGGUUCGUCACUGUGGUUACAUCGGAUGGCGACAUGAUCUUCCUCUCAGAAAACGUCAACAAGUUAAUGGGCUUAACACAGGUGGAGUUGACCGGACAAAGCAUCUUUGACUUCACCCACCCCUGCGACCACGACGAGAUUCGCGAGAACCUCAAUCUGAAAACCGGUACUGGGACAAAGGGGAAAGCCUUCAGCACUGAGAGAGACUUCUUCAUGAGGAUGAAGUGCACAGUGACAAACCGUGGACGCACUGUCAACCUGAAAUCAGCCAGCUGGAAGGUUCUGCACUGCACGGGCCACCUCAAGGUGUACAACAGCUGCGCCCCUCAUGGGCUGUGUGUCAAGGAGCCUCCUCUCACCUGCCUGCUGAUGAUGUGUGAGCCCAUCCCCCACCCCUCCAACAUCGACACACCCCUGGACAGCAAGACCUUCCUGAGCCGUCACAGCAUGGAUAUGAAGUUCACCUACUGUGACGACAGAGUCACUGAGCUGAUGGGCUACAGUCCUGAAGACCUGCUGGGCUGCUCUGUCUAUGAGUUGUACCACGCCCUCGAUUCUGACAGUGUCACCAAGAGCCACCAGAACCUGUGCAGUAAAGGCCAGGCAUUGAGUGGACAGUAUCGUAUGCUGGCCAAACAUGGAGGCUACGUGUGGGUGGAGACCCAGGGCACAGUCAUCUACAACAGCCGGAAUUCCCAGCCGCAGUGCAUUGUCUGUGUCAACUAUGUCCUCAGUGACGUGGAGAACAAGUCCAUGAUCUUCUCCAUGGACCAGACUGAGUCCCUGUUCAAGCCACACAACAUGAACAGCUUCUUCAGCCAGAGUGGUGCUGCGGUGGCCACAGAGCCCAUGGAGAUCCUGUUCACCAAACUGAAAGAGGACCCAGAGGACCUUGCUCAACUGGCCCCCACACCUGGAGACGCCAUCAUCACCCUCGACUUUGGAAGGCCACCAUUUGAGGAACCUCAUCCUCCUUUAUACCCCAAGAUGUCUCCCAUGCCCACCCCUCAGGGCUGGGGUAGUGAUCCCCACAAACCCUGCCCAUCAGGAGACAUGUCCAAACAAAUGGCUGCCACUUUCUCAGUACCCCAGAAGCCUACACCGGGCAGCGCCACCCCCAGCACUGCCCCCCCUAGCCUGAGCAGUUAUUCCACGCCCAGCAGCCCAGGGGAUUACUACAAUGAGAGAGAGAGUGACUUGAAGGUAGAGCUGACUGAGAAGCUCUUUGCUCUCGACACAGAGGGGCCCAAGAGCCCUGGGAGCACCCAGUCGGCCCUGAGUGAUCUGGACCUGGAGACCCUGGCACCCUACAUCCCCAUGGACGGAGAGGACUUCCAGCUCCAUCCCAUCAUUCCUGAGGAGGUGCCUGGAGGCCCAGAGGGGGCCACCGGCCCACUGGGCCACCUCACCACACAGAAUAGCUUCAGCAACAUCGCCAGCCUCUUCCAAAACCUGAGAUCCCCACAGUCUGACCACUACCAGCCCGCCAAGUGUGCCCCAGGAGACAAGAGAGGCCCCAACCACAGCCAAAUGAGGCCCAUGGACUCCAGGCCUACUCUGCCAUACACAGGCCCCACACAGAUCCCCCCCUACCACGCCCCAGCCAGCACACCUCUGUCCUCCAUGGGUGGACAUCAGAACCUGCAGUGGCCCCCAGAUCCUCCGUUAAACUCUCUACUACAGGUGAACUCCAUGGGCAGAAGCCACUCAUGUCAGAACAUGCCAGUCAACAUGAUGCACAAGCAGAGGUCAAUGGAGAACUUUGUCCAGGCCUACAGAGACAUAAGUCCCACCAGAAUCUCCAUAGCCAACAACGUCAAGCGCUCCUUCACACAAAUGGCAGUGGGUGACACCACCCUCAGUACUCCUUCAAAGAUGACGAGGAAUGAAAGCUAUGCCAUCAUGGACAGAUCUCUCAGCACCAGCUCACUGGAAGUUAAAGGUAUGUGCAUACCUGGGGGUGUUGACAAGUGUCUCAUUCCCCUUCAGCGGCACAGGAAGUCCCGGUAUCCAGGAUGUUUAAAUGGUACAUCCAGAAAAUCCUUCCCCAAACAGUGUUGCAACUACAAAGAAUACCGUAUGCUGCCCUCCUCCAAAACAGAGGGGGUUGCCAGUCGGCUGUUGGGCCCAUCCAUUGAGACCUAUUGUCUGCCAGAGCUCACCCGCUACGACUGUGAGGUCAACGUCCCUCUCCAGGGCAACCUACACCUGCUGCAGGGCAGUGACCUGCUGAGAGCCCUGGACCAGGCCACCUAGACCCAGCCCUACACCCUCUACUCUCCUACCCUACCCUGGACCAGGCCACCUAGACCCAGCCCUACACCCCUACUCCCCUACCCUACCCUGGACCAGGCCAACUAGACCCAGCCCUACACCCCCUACUCCCCUACCCUACCCUGGAUCAGGCUACCUAGACCCAGCCCUACACCCCCUACUCCCCUAGCCUACCCUGGACCAGGCCACCUAGACCCAGCCUUACACCCCCUACUUCCCUACCCUACCCUGGAUCAGGCCACCUAGACCGAGCCCUACACCCCCUACUCCACUACCGUACCCUUGACCAGGCUACCUAGACCCAGCCCUACACCCCUUACUCCCCAACCCUACCCUGGACCAGGCUACCUAGACCCAGCCCUACACCCCCUAACCCCCUACCUUCCCUUGGAUGUGGCUACCUAGACCCAGACCUAUACCCCCUCCCCAACUUUACCCUCCCCUACCCUACCUAGAUAUAUCCAUCUUCAACCCCACCCUUACCCUCCAAUAGCCUUAAACAAUACAAUUUAGACCUCUUUACAACCCUGACUGAGGCCUCAGCCAAGCCCCCACCCCUGCCCCAAAGGCCUAGCACAUUCAAGAUACAGUUUAAGACGGACGUUUACAUACAAUUAGGUUGGUCAUUAAAACUCGUUUUUCAACCACUACACAAAUUUCUUGUUAACAAACUAUAGUUUUGGCAAGUCGGUUAGGACAUCUACUUUGUACAUGACGCAAGUCAUUUUUCCAACAAUUGUUUACAGACACAUUAUUUAACUUACAAUUCACUUUAUCACAAUUCCAGUGGGUCAGAAGUUUGCAUACACUAAGUUGACUGUGCCUUUAAACAGCUUGGAAAAUUAUGUCAUGGCUUUAGAAGCUUCUGUUAAGGCUAAAUGACAUCAUUUGAGUCAAUUGGAGGUGUACCUGUGGAUGUAUUUCAAAGCCUACCUUCAAACUCAGUGCCUCUUUGCUUGACAUCAUGGGAAAAUCUAAAGAAAUCAGCCAAGACCUCAGAAUUUUUUUUUUGAAGACCUCCACAAGUCUGGUUCAUCCUUGGGAGCAAUUUCCAAGCGCCUGAAGGUACCACGUUCAUCUAUACAAACGAUAGUACGCAAGUAUAAACACCAUGGGACCACUCAGCCAUCAUACCGCUCAGGAAGGAGAUUCUGUCUUCUAGAGAUGAACAUACUUUGGUGUGAAAAGUGCAAAUCAAUCCCAGAACAACAGCAAAGGACCCUUUUAAGAUGCUGGAGGAAACAGGUACAAAAGUGUCUAUAUCCACAGUAAAACGAGUCCUAUAUUGACAUAACCUGAAAGACCGCUCAGCAAGGAAGAAGCCACUGCUCGAAAACCGCCAUAAAAAAGCCAGACUACGGUUUGCAACUGCACAUGGGGACAAAGAUCAUACUUUUGGAGAAAUGUACUCUGGUCUGAUGAAACAAAAAUAAAACUGUUUGGCCAUAAUGACCAUCGUUAUGUUUGGAGGAAAAAGGGGGACGCUUGCAAGCCAAAGAACCUCCUCCCAACCGUGAAGCAUGGAGGUGGCAGCAUCAUGUUGUGGCGGUGAUUUGCUGCAGGAGGGACUGGUUCACUUCACAAAAUAGAUGGCAUCAUGAGGCGGGAAAAGUAUGUGGAUAUAUUGAAGCAACAUCUCAAGACAUCAGUCAGGAAGUUAAAGCUUGGUCACAAAUGGGUCUUCCAAAUGGAUAAUGGCCCCAAGCAUACUUACAAACUUGUGGCAAAAUGGCUUAAGGACAACAAAGUCAAGGUAUUGGAGUGGCCAUCACAAAGCCCUGACCUCAAUCCUAUAGAAAAUGUGUGGGUAGAACUGAAAAAGCGUGUGCGAGCAAGGAUGCCUACAAUCCUGACUCAGUUACACCAGCUCUGUCAGGAGGAAUGGGCUAAAAUUCACCCAACUUAUUGUGGGAAGCCUGUGGAAGGCUACCCGAAACGUUUGACCCAAGAAAAAACAGUUUAAAAGCAAAACUACCAAAUACUAAUUGAGUGUAUAUAAACUUCUGACCCACUGGGAAUGUGAUGAAAGAAAUAUAAGCUUAAAUAAAUAAUUCUCUCUACUAUUAUUCUGACAUUUCACAUUGGUGAUCCUAAUUAACCUAAGACAGGGAAUUAAAUGUCAGGAAUUGUGAAAAACUGAGUUUAAAUGUAUUUGGCUAAGAUGUAUGUAAACUUCCGACUUCAACUGUAGUACUACUCCUCCACACCUUACCCCACCCGACCAUACCAAGCCCCAUAUGAACCUGUUCCAUCGGCUAAUCCUCCUCUUCAUCCAUCCACCCUACUGCCUCUAUGUAUCAUUAGAAAAACAUGUGUUUUCUAUUUUGUCAUCUUUAUCAUCAUAAAUUAUAUACCACAGGAGGCUGGGGAGGGGAGGACGGGUCAUAAUAAUGGCUGGAUUGGAACUCAUUAAAACACAUAGAAACCAUGUGUUUGAUGUGUCUGAUAAUUCCAUUCCAGCCAUUACCCACCAUUCUCCCCAAUUAAGGUGCCACCAGCCUCCUGUGGGAGGAGGAAUUUUUAGUUCUGAGUCUAUUUCUGUUUCAUUGAUCUCAAGGUCUAUGUUGUCCCCCCAGUUGUGUGAUCUGUAGCAGGCGGAUGUCAUACUUUUCCUCUUUCACAAUCUCUCCCCCUCUGUCCGUCUGUCUGUCUGUCUGUCUGUCUGCCUGUCCGUCCGUCCAUUUGGCGCUGUUAGAGACAAAUUAAAAAACAUAACCGUCUAAAAUCUGGAUGGUACAUUAUCUACUGUCAGCAUGAUAUCUGGGGUUUUCCUUCCUUUUCCCUUACCGUCUACCUUCCUUCAAUCCCAUUGACCUAGUCUGUCUCUCACUGCCUUUGACUGGUGUCUGUUUGCAUGUUUUUCACUGGAUAGUUACAGUGCUUGUCAGGCCAUGAAAUUGAUUGGUCAAAUCAGAGCAUGCCUUUACAUUGAGAGAAUAGUCCUACUUUUGGUGCCUUUGUUAUGGCAUUAGAGGUCAUAUCAGGAUCAGGGAGACUUUGGCCUUGAUCACAAGAGGCUGGUGAGAGAAGGACAGUGCAUAAUAAUGACUGGAAUGAAGUGAUUGGAAUGGUCGAUACCAUUCCAUUCCAUCCAUUACUAUGAGUCCAUCCUCCCCAAUUAAGGUGCUACUAGAUGCCUGUGGUCUAGAUUCAAUCAUAUCAAACGUUAACUGGCUAUAGCUGACACUAGCUCCAACAUUGCAGUAGUAUCUAACAAUUCACAAUAAUACACACAAAUACAAAGUAAAAUAAUGGAAUUAAGAAAUAUAUAAAUAUUAGGACGAGCAAUGUCAGAGUGGCUUUGACUAAAAUACAGUGGAAUUGAAUACAGUAUAUACAUAUGAAAUGAGUAAAGCAGUAUUUAAACAGUAUUCAAGUAGCCAGUGAUUCCAUGUCUAUGUAUAUAGUGCAGCAGCCUGUAAGGUGCAGGGAUGAGUAACCGGGUGGUAGCUGAUGCUUUGGUGGUGUCGGAGGGUUAACUGCGUUGGAGCUGUCAAAACAGAGUGGCUGCUGGUCAUUGUCAGGAAGACCCACCCGUCCCACUCCCGUUAGAAGUUCAGAAGAAGAAAGUGUAUUAUAUAUAGAAAUAAUGAUGCUGAAAUCAUGAGGGUUUCUAUCAUCCUAAUGGUGUAGAUUACAUCUCACAUUCCAGUGUUAGAACUUUUAAACAAAGCUGCAAGGGAGUUCUCUUAAUGUGACUCCAUGCAGCCAAUGGCAACGUCCGCUUGGGGUAUAAUGCCAGGAGCCGCUUGUGGAUUUGAUAGCUCUAAUGCAGUUCCACCUCCAACACCACCAGUACAACUGCUAUGAGGGUGUCGGCUAGCACAGAUCUGAUAGACUUUAGCCCUUAGUUUAAGAGGUGAGGCUAUCGACAUUCAGACAGUUUUUAUGGAUUCCUUCUCUUUCUUCCUGUCUCUUUCUCUUUUUUGAAGGUAUUUGUCUUUGUGUGCUAACCCCUUUACAUUUUGACUUUAGCUUUGUACACACAUAUACAGUACAUUUAAAGACAUAAGCUCGAAAGUUUCUACUAUAAUGUCAAGAUAGUGUUUUAGUGUCUUGGUACUUUGUCUUAUCUACCCGGUAGAUACAGAUUGUAUUCCUGUGUUUUAGAUGUUACUCCAUAGUGCUGGUGUCUUUUUUUGUACAAGUAUAAUGAAUUACAUGGCAGGCCAGUAGUGAUCUGUUAUUGCGCUUUAAAGAAAAAAGAAAAUUGAGAGAAAAAAAUAUGAAAGAUACACAGUACCAGUCAGAGGUUUGGACUCCCCUACUCAUUCAAGGGUUUUUCUGUAUUUUUAUUAUUUUCUACAUUGUAGAAUAACAUGAAGCAGGUUGAGAGAAUGCCAAGAGUGUGCAAAGCUCUCAUCAAGUCAAAGGACGGCUACAAGAAUUUAAAAUCUAUUUAGAUUUGUUUAACACUUUUUUGGUUAUUACAUGAUUCCAUAUGUGUUUCAGUUUUACUUGAAUGAGUAGGUGUGUCCAAACUUUUGACAGGUACUGUAUAAUUUUGAAUAUUGUAAACAAUUGAAAUUGACACAGUAAUCUCUUUCAACAGUAUCUAAAAAGGUGCUGAUGCUUUAUGUAUAGAUAUAAAGUAAUCUCUUUCAACAGUAUCUAAAAAUGUGCUGAUGCUCUAUGUAUAGAUAUAAAGUAAUCUCUUUCAACAGUAUCUAAAAAUGUGCUGAUGCUCUAUGUAUAGAUAUAAAGUCAUCUCUUUCAACAGUAUCUAAAAAGGUGCUGAUGCUUUAUGUAUAGAUAUAAAGUCAUCUCUUUCAACAGUAUCUAAAAAGGUGCUGAUGCUUUAUGUAUAGAUAUAAAGUAAUCUCUUUCAACAGUAUCUAAAAAUGUGCUGAUGCUCGAUGUAUAGAUAUAAAGUCAUCUCUUUCAACAGUAUCUAAAAAGGUGCUGAUGCUUUAUGUAUAGAUAUAAAGUCAUCUCUUUCAACAGUAUCUAAAAAGGUGAUGGUGCUUUAUAGAUAUAACCAUCUAGCAUUUGUAGAGGAAUCUUUAUAUGUUUAUUGGAUCCACUUUUAUUAACACUGUAUUUUGAUGUUGUUGUUUAUUUUUCUUGCUGACAUUGUCUUUAAAGGUGAUUUAUAGCUCCAACAGGAUUGGGAUAGUGACACAUUUGUUGUUGUUUUAGCUCUGUAAUCCAGCACUUUGGAUUUGAUAUAUUAUAUAACAUAAUGAGGUCAAAGUGCAGACUGUCAGCUUCAAUUUGAGGGUAUUUUUAUCCAUAUUGGGUGAACCAUUUAGGAAUUACAGCACUAGUUGUGCAAAGUUACAGACGCACAAAUAUCAUACACCCUCAAAAAUGAUAACCUCCCCUUUUAUUUUAAUGUGAGAGGUUAGCAUGUCUUGGAGGUAUGAGAUUUGUGCAUCUGGAACUUUCCCACUCAUCAUUAUUCACAAUGAAUUCAGGACUAUUCAUAAUCAUUGUAGCAUCCACAUUAAUGUAGAAGUGUUUAGAAACAGAUUUUAUAAUUAUUUACAAUGUGACCAAAAUGACACAGUACAUUAUUUAGCAUUAACUUCUAUUGCGCACAAAAUACUCUGAAACUCAACCAAAAUAAACUGCAAAUGCAUCCAACAAGUUUGUAGAGUCACAAGCUUGAUGUAAUCAAUGCGUACUAGGAAUAUGGGACCAAAUACUAAACUUUUGACUACUUUAAUACUGCCCUACCAAGCAAAAAGGUAGUAACUGCUCAUAGCGUGGAACUGAGAAAAAUGGCUUUUAUUUAUUUACCUUGGUUUACUUUGUGCAGUUACUGCUAACAUGACCCCCAUUUUCUCCAAAACACAAUACAAUAGAGGCAGGAUACUUGUCCACAUGAUUAAGCAUGUAUUUAAUGUAGCAAAAAUGACAUGAACUCUUUACUUGGUAGGGCACCAUACACAUAAGUGAAUUUGCCCCAAAACCUUUGGUCAAAUAAAAUGGGGGGGGACUAUGUUCAAAAAGUGCUGUAAUUCCUAAACGGUUCAACCGAUAUGGAUGAAAUACCCUCAAAUGAAAGCUGACAGUCUGCACUUUAACAUCAUAGUCAUUGUAUUAUUUUAUAAUCCAAAGUCCUGGAGUACAGAGACAGAAUAACAACAACAAAUGCACUGUCCCAAUACUUUGAGCUCACUGUAAUUUGCCUUAACAUUGCCUUAAGGUUGUCUCAAUGUUGACUCAGCCCAGUGUUAUGCCCUUCAAAUGCACAGAUUGUCUCUGUAAACAUAGACGUCCAAUAAAACCCACACUAUACAAAUCCUGAUGUUUAGCUUGGCGAGCCCUAGCUUAAGAUCCGGUAUGUUGACUAUAUGUAAUUAUGUUGAGAAUAUGUCAUUAGUCCAGUGUAGACCUCCCCUAGUUGUGAUAACGAGAGAUGUUUUGAGGAGACAAUUCUAGAAGGAUAAAGAAUCUGAUUCACUACGUCGACCUACAGAUGUGGUCAAAUAUAUUGGCACCCUUGCACUUUACAAUGGAGGUGCAAUGGAGCAGAAUGUUGAAUGGCUAUUUUUACCCUGUAGGCACCUGAAACUUAAAUAAAUUACACAGUAAUGGAGAAUCAUUGCCUCCAACCAAAUUAUACUGAACAAAAAUAUUAACGUCAAAUGAAAGAUUUUACUGAGUUAGAGUUCAUAUAGGAAAUCAGUCAAUUGAACUAAAUUAAUUAGGCCCUAAUCUAUUUAUUUCACAUGACUGGGAAUAUAGAUAUGCAUAUUUGCUCACAGACACCAUUAAAAAAGUAGGGCAUGGAUCAGAAAACCAGUCAGUAUCUUGCCUCAUGCAGCGUGACACACAUCCUUUUCAAAAGUUGAAUCAGGCUGUUGGUUGUGGCCUGUGGAAUGUUGUCCCACUCCUCUUCAGUGGCUGUGUGAAGUUGUUGGAUAUUGGAGGGAACUGGAACACGCUGUCGUACACGUCAAUCCAGAGCAUCCAAAACAUGCUCAAUAGGUGACAUGUCUGGUGACUAUGAAGGCCAUGGAAGAACGGGGACAUUUUCAGCUUCCAGGAAUUGUGUACAGAUCCUUGUGAAAUGGGGCUGUGCAUUAUCAUGACCAUCGUUCUCAGGAUUUCAUGUGGGUUUGGGUAGUUCAAUAAUAAGAGGCUGUAAUGUGGUGCAGAGGGUGUUAAUCAGUGAGGGUGAUAUGUCUGUCCUACAUUGGUCCAACAUCAUUUCAUUGAAAUGAGGUGGAAACAAUGUUGAUUCAACCAGUGUGCCCCCAGUGUGUGAGAACUUUAACGACCAACCGUCAAUAUCAAAUACUCAGGCACUUCCCUUGACCUCUUGGUAGCAUAUGUUUUGUCAAUACCAGUGGAGGCUGCUGAGGGGAGGACGGAUAAUAAUAAUGGCUGGAACGGAGUGAACGGAAUGGCAUAAAACACAUGGAAAUCAUUGGUUUGGUGUUUUUGAUACCUUUCCACAUAUUCCGCUCCAGCCAUUACCACGUGCCCGCCUUCCCCAAUUAAGGUGCCACCAGCCUCCUGUGGUCGAUACACAAAUCUCAAAAUCAAAACGGUUGAACCUCAGAUUAUUUCUGUGUUAGACUCAGUAAUAGUUACAUGUAGAGCAAUGGGUGGCAGAAUUCUGUUGAAACCUUUUGGGACCUGUUGGGACCUGUUGGAACAAAUGGUGAGACAGUGACAGAAGUAAGACGGAGAGCUGAGGGACAGAUAGAGAGGGACUGUGGUGCUGAACUGUGACUGACAUAUAGAGAGGGACUGUGGUGCUGAACUGUGACUGACAUAUAGAGAGGGACUGUGGUGCUGAACUGUGACUGACAUAUAGAGAGGGACUGUGGUGCUGAACUGUGACUGACAUAUAGAGAGGGACUGUGGUGCUGAACUGUGACUGACAUAUAGAGAGGGACUGUGGUGCUGAACUGUGACUGACAUAUAGAGAGGGACUGUGGUGCUGAACUGACUGAUGCACUUAUCUCUCCACGCUACUUCACACAUUAUUCAGCUCAUUGCUUUCUCUCCCUCCCUCUCUGUCAUCCUCUCUCUUUCCCUCCCUCUCUCCCUCCCUCUCUGUCAUCCUCUCUCUUUCCCUCUAUCUCCCUCUCUCUUUCCCUCCCACGUUCAAUUUUAGGAUCAGCCCUGUCAAGUUUAGCUAUCCUGUCAACCUUAGAACAUUUUAGACCAAAUAUUGUUUCCACUGUUAAUGGAAAUAUAGAUGCCGUGAGUUCCUCCAAAGACAUGAGAAAAUAAGAUCCUUGUUGUCGUUGAGCCAAAGUGAAUGGAAUGUGGAACGUUUCCUUAAAUUAGCCAUGUUCCAGAUAAAUAAACACAAGGAUAAAAUGAUGGGAUGUAUAAUUUCAUAUAUUUAUUUAUUCUAUGGGAAUGAGGAGGAGUACAUAAAUGAGUUACCGAUAGUUAGAUCAGACCACUCCAUUAGCUGAACCAUUUCUGGUGUUGGUCCCUAUAUGCACAAAUAUGCAGUAUUUAACAGAUAAAAGCAUGAAAAAUUCCAUGCUUUGCAUUUGUGAUUUUAAACUUAUUUGAGUUAAAAUCUCUUGUUAUUACUUGAAUUUUAAGCGAUAGAAAAACCAAAGUAAGAUAAAGUUAAAGUUCUCCACCUUGCAGGCCAUGCUCCUGUUCCUGACGGAGAUGAGUCAAGGCUGAGAUGUCAGAUAGAACUGCAGAUGUGAUUUGGCCUAAAUUGAGUUCCGGUAUGUGAGAAGAGUUGGCUAGAGGGAAGUCACAAAAUAACUGCAGAAACAAGGCGUAGCACCAGUCCUAGCUGUAGCUACUGUGACACUUCAAGGGCCAAAAAACAACAUUUAGCAAUAUGAAUAAUUGAACAAUCUCAGUUCUCAUCCUCUUUAAAGGCAAUAUCAGCAUUCUAGGCUACUAAAUAUAAUGAGGGUUGUUUUUUCUGCUUUUAUCCAUUACAUUUUUGGAUGUCUUAGUUAUUUUAGAUGAUCCUAUGAUUUAUAUAGAAUUCAUUAUAUUGUUAUUCAUUUUGUUAUUACUGUAUAGGGAAUUUAACCCAAUAAGAUGUAUUUCUGCACUGAUUUCUUAUUAAAGUGUACUGAUCUGCA
Molecule: messenger RNA, 11972 nt
Organism: Oncorhynchus nerka (sockeye salmon)
Lineage: Eukaryota; Metazoa; Chordata; Actinopteri; Salmoniformes; Salmonidae
Product: endothelial PAS domain-containing protein 1-like
Biological process (GO): cellular response to hypoxia; regulation of transcription by RNA polymerase II
Cellular component (GO): cytoplasm; transcription regulator complex; nucleus
Molecular function (GO): protein dimerization activity; DNA-binding transcription factor activity, RNA polymerase II-specific; RNA polymerase II transcription regulatory region sequence-specific DNA binding
Source: RefSeq, a predicted model, not a curated record